GAUGGUUCAAAUAUCAUCAGAUGAGGAUAUUAAAUUAUCCACCAUUGUAUAAUGGUUUCGAACAAUAUCCCGAGAAUGUUAAAAAGGAGCUUUCUGAGCCGAUGCCUGCAUCUGGUAUUGUAGUUCCCAUUCUCACGUUUUCUAUCGUUCCAACAUACACAGCUAUUAACCUUAACCUUACUCAUCAUAGUUGAACAUUCACACAGCAUGUCGAAUGCUGAUUGAACUCUUCCAGGCUCAUCACCGCCACACCACACCAUCUCAAUUGAAGAAGAUGACUUUGGCGGAGGCGGGCAGGAUUUGCUUAGACUACACCUCCACAGGAGUCGAAAUCAUCCAGAAGCAUUUCCGCAAGUCUUGUCGUUCCUUCAACCCCUUUAUUCAUAGUAAUGCUAAAUACGUUCUCGAAGGUGAGGCUGAAUCUCGUGUCAUUGACUAUGCAAAUAAUUCCGAGGAUACCGUAAAGGCGUGUAUUGCCAAGCAGGACUUAUCGAUGCAUCUGGUCUGGAAACGUGGACAUGCAGAUUGUGUCAACGUUGGACGCACUUUCAUCGAUCUUCCCCAAGGGUUGAAGUAGGUGAAAUUGCAGCGACAAUUCUGAAGCAAGCUGUCGAUGGUAUUGAGAAGGAAAUGCUUCUCAACGAGGAUAUAGUGAGAAUUGGCCGAAAGGUCUUGGUAGGCCAUGAAUCCCUAAAGACUUCACCUAGGACUAUCAGAUGGAAAGGAAAGAGUCGUCUUGUGC
Sclerotinia trifoliorum is the source of this 742-nucleotide messenger RNA. The record is from the annotation of a GenBank genome assembly. NCBI's taxonomy places the organism in Eukaryota, Fungi, Ascomycota, Leotiomycetes, Helotiales, Sclerotiniaceae.